AAAUGAUAAAUUGUAUUAAUAUUUUUAUGGCUUAAAUCAAGGCCUGGAUUACCGAUGAUAUCAAUAUCAAUAACUUUGCCGUACAUUCAAACCUAAUCGCGUCGAGCGCUUCAUUAAUCGCCUAUAAUCGAGACGACGGAAACAUCGGAGUGGCAAAUGUGAACGAUGUUCAGAGCAAACCAUCGGUGCUCACAGCACACGGAAGCGAUUUAACUGAUUUACACUUCUCGCCCUUCGAUGACGGCAUUCUGGCCACGUCUUCGGGCUCCGGACAGAUCCAUAUCUGGCAGUUCCCAGAAGUGAGUCCAACGAUUGUCACCCCAAAGAAUGCCAUUCAAUCAUUCCGUGACGAAGAAGGGGUCGAUUUGAUUCAAUUCCACUCAACCGUAGAGAACAUACUGGCCGUCGGCACCGCAACUCAGCUCAAGCUCUGGGACACAACCAAAGGCCAGCCGUUUAUCGAGUCGACCAAAUGCUCGCGAAUUCAGAGCAUUGACUGCAGUUAUGACGGAAAGCUGUACGCCUUGAGCGACGGCGGCGACAGUCGUCGCGUCAAGAUAUGGGACCCGAGAGUCGACGGCUCGCAGGCGUUCGCCGUGGAGUUCAAGGGUCACGACAACGAUCGGGACUCGCGUGUGAUUUGGUUGGGCGACCGGCCGUACGUCGUGUCAUGCGGUUUCAACCGGCGUAAGGCCAGAGAGGCGUUCCUGUGGGACACUCGCGCCUCCCAGAAGCCGGUGUCGGCUAUGAACGAGUUCGAGCCGUCAGCCGGUGUUUGGAUUCCGUUAUUUGAUUUCGACACUCAAAUGCUGUUCAUCGCCGGUCGCAACGAUUCAGCCCUCAGUCACUACGAGGUUAACGAUCUGAUCGCCGGCACCGUUCAGUUGGACCCCAAUAUUGCCACCAAGAAGUCAAUCGAUUUGCAGAUCAAAGGGGCGACUGUUGUGCCGAAACGGGCGCUAAACAUAAUGCAGACCGAAGUGAACCGCAUUGUA
Molecule: messenger RNA, 995 nt
Organism: Medioppia subpectinata
Lineage: Eukaryota; Metazoa; Arthropoda; Arachnida; Sarcoptiformes; Oppiidae
Source: the annotation of a GenBank genome assembly